Messenger RNA from Rhipicephalus microplus (southern cattle tick), 585 nucleotides. RefSeq lists its product as uncharacterized. The record is from RefSeq and is a predicted model, not a curated record. Lineage: Eukaryota; Metazoa; Arthropoda; Arachnida; Ixodida; Ixodidae.
AGCUCUUGUAGCUGGCUCGCAAUAUUAUCUCUUGUUUUACAUUCGUGUCAAAAACAAAACGCGUUUUAGUAUCGGGAAACGCUCUCGGGUAUACCGAAUCAACUGAUACUUCGAAAUUCGAUCAUUUUGUUCCAAUUUCUUUUCAAGAAUCAGGAGCUGAAAAGAAGGUCAAUGACGCCUUCUACAACUGGCAAGAUUUUAUUAUGUGCGUUCAGUGUUAUCAUGUUCAUUGACGGCACUGAGGGCCGUUGCCAUGGUUAUGCACCAAAGUGGAAGCCACCAAAGGACAAGGCUUUCCCCAUAUGUGGCGUGGACCUGGUAGAAGGAGCAACAUGCAAGCUGCCCGCUUGGUGCCCCGGUAAUCAAGGUACCUGCUGCCAGAACGAGUGCAUUUGUCCUGGUCGAUAUAAUCCCUGCCUGCUCCCGCAUUCAACUUCUCCCAUGCCAUGUCCUAACACGGCAGCUACUACCACGCCAUGUCCUACCUGUCCUACCACGGCAUCUACUACCACGGCAUCUACCACCACACCUCGAUAUCAUCCUACAAAGCGGCACCGUCUUUAAACGUUUUCCAUUAAAAGCUCA